AAGCACAGCAGAUUGAAUGGCAUUUUUCAAACUUUUGUCGAUCCUCAAUCAGACUGUCGAAUUCAUUGCUUAAAUGGAGGUUUCUGUGCAUAUUUAGUGGAUAAUCCAACAGUGCAUACAUGCCUUUGUUUAUUAGAUUUAUUCCAUGGUGACCGAUGUCAAUAUUCAGUCAAUUAUAAAGGAUCGAAUAGGCGGUGUUUUAGAUUAGACUGUCUUGAGAAACGAAAGAAAAUUCGACUUCUCGUCCUCGAAAAGAGAACAAAAAAUUUGUAUAAGCCAUUUUUAUCGCCAAGUGGCAUAGAGCUAACCAUUUAUUCAUUUAAUCUAACUUUCUUGCUUUUUCGCCUUGAAUAA
Messenger RNA from Dracunculus medinensis (Guinea worm), 354 nucleotides. The record is from the annotation of a GenBank genome assembly. NCBI's taxonomy places the organism in Eukaryota, Metazoa, Nematoda, Chromadorea, Rhabditida, Dracunculidae.